This is a messenger RNA of Penicillium olsonii, 780 nucleotides long. Lineage: Eukaryota; Fungi; Ascomycota; Eurotiomycetes; Eurotiales; Aspergillaceae. The record is from the annotation of a GenBank genome assembly.
AUGUCGCAGCAAAAAGUGCUCCUGCUCGGUGCAACCGGACAUACUGGUCAAUCCAUCUUGAAGGGCCUCGCCGAACAUGGUAAAUUUUCAAUUGAGCUAUUUGUUCGGCCAUCCUCAGCAGACAAGCCUGCAGUCAGAGAGUUGGCUCAAAGAGGAUUCCCAAUCCGUGUUGGGGACAUUGAUGGGCCAUUUGAUGACCUAGUCUCAUUGCUAUCAGGCUUUGAUAUACUUAUAAGUGCCAUUGACGCUACAUCGCAGUUGGCGCAAAUAACGCUUGCCACAGCUGCCAAAAAAGCAGGCAUCGCAAGAUUCAUUCCUUGUGGAUUCACAACUGUCUGUCCUCCUGGAGAUGUGAUGUUGCUUCGUGACGAUAAAGAAAUCGUCUACCAGCACUUGAAGCAGCUUUCUUUACCUUUCACGGUCAUUGACGUUGGCUACUGGUAUCAAAUUUCCUAUCCAACUGUACCAUCGGGCCGGGUCGACUAUGCCACUCCAAUCAAGCCAAACGUCACUAUCCACCACGAUGGCGAGGCUUUGAACUUACUCACGGACCUUCGUGACAUCGGACGAUUUGUUUCUCGUAUCAUCACUGACGAUAGAACAUUGAACCAAUAUGUGUACACGUACGGCGAUAUCCUCUCUGAAAACCAGAUUUUCAGUAUGAUGGAAAAGCUUUCAGGUGAAAAGAUCGAAAGAAAGCAGGUAUGUGAAAUCGGUCUACGAUCCCCCCUCGAUCGAACAAGAAGGGUUUUGUUACGUCGGUGCGCAAUUGGUGGCUAA